Molecule: messenger RNA, 1769 nt
Organism: Salvia miltiorrhiza (redroot sage)
Lineage: Eukaryota; Viridiplantae; Streptophyta; Magnoliopsida; Lamiales; Lamiaceae
Product: ras-related protein RABA5a-like
Exons: 3
Coding region: 907-1611 (234 amino acids)
Cellular component (GO): endosome
Molecular function (GO): GTP binding; GTPase activity
Source: RefSeq, a predicted model, not a curated record
UGUUUAAUUAACAUCUAUGAGGAUCACAUGGCAAUGGGGGCGAAACUGCCACCGCCACCCCCACCCGCUCAUACUCAUACUCAUCAUAUAUAUAUUGCAUUCUCAACCACACCAUCCAUCAUUUUCUCUCUUAAGGAAAAAAAGAAAAAAGAAAAACUAUCAUGCAUAAUUUUUCCGGGCUGCCACAAUUUUGUAGUCCAAUCUCCCAAAAUCAUCAAAUUGGGCUACCAAUCUGGUAACCCGGAAGCAAGAUUAGGCCCGUGUUUUUCUUGAUUCUGCCAUCUAUCUCUUUCACUGUACCAAAAGAAAACUGUUAAUCUGCUUCUCUCUCUCUACCCAAUUUUUGUCUCGUGUCAAAUCUUGAAACCUCUAAACAUACCUGCAAAAUAUGAUUUUGUCUUUUCUAAACCCAGAACCGUUAGAAUUGUUUGAUUGAUUUCCCCCUCUAAAUAUAUCUGCAAAAUAUGAUUUUGUCUUCCUUUGAUCUGCAUUUGGAACGGUUCUGAUUUGACCAGAAGAAUUUGCAGAAUAUAAGAUUGAGGGGAAAGUGCUGCAUUUGUUGUUUCCAGAGGGGGUGCCUUUGACAUUCAGUUGUUCCUGAAGGGCUAAACGGAGAUCUAUAAGAAAAGCUUUUGCCUGCAGUAGUGGCUAUUGAAGGGGUUGAUCUUCAUCAUUCACUUGCACAUAUAAAUUGCAGGCUCCUUCCUUUGGUGCUGGAGUGCUGCCUCGUCGUCAUUAUAACUGACCAGCGUCACAAUACUUCCUUCCUGGACCCUUAUGCUCACUUGUCUCGUUUCCGGUUAUAGUUUGGUAUUCUUGAGUUGUGGCAUUCAUAAAGAUCCUGAUUUUGUUGAUAUAUGUGCAAUAGCAAGAUAUGAUUUUUGGCUGUGAAUAGAGCGGGGAAAGAUGGCCAAUGCAGACGAGGAACAACCACAAACGCAACCAACACAGCAGACAGAGGAUUACCUUUUCAAGAUAGUUCUGAUUGGUGAUUCAGCGGUUGGUAAAUCUAACUUGCUCGCAAGAUUUGCUCGAGAUGAGUUUCACGCUAAUUCAAAAUCUACUAUUGGGGUAGAAUUUCAGACCCAAAAGAUGGAAAUUAAUGGGAAGGAAGUUAAGGCACAGAUAUGGGACACGGCCGGCCAGGAGCGGUUUAGGGCAGUGACAUCUGCGUAUUACAGAGGCGCAGUCGGAGCACUUCUAGUCUAUGACAUCAGCAGACGCCUCACCUUUGAUAGCGUUGGCAGGUGGCUUAACGAACUUCACACUCACUCCGACAUGAAUGUGGUAACAAUAUUGGUGGGCAACAAGUCCGAUCUGAAAGAGGCUCGGGAGGUGACAACCGUGGAGGGCAAAGCCCUGGCUGAAGCACAGGGUUUGUUCUUCAUUGAAACAUCGGCUCUGGAUUCGUCCAACGUUACUGCUGCGUUUCAGACGGUAGUGAAGGAGAUCUACAACAUUUUAAGUAGGAAAGUUAUGCAAUCUCAAGAACUCAAAGUGAAAGAUCCGGAUUGGAUGGGAAAUGGGAAAACAGUGGUUUUACAGGCUGAAGAUGAAAACAAGCAGGAAACAGAAGCACAAGCUAAAAAAGGUGGGUGCUGUUCAUCUUGAUUGCUUCAUGCUGCCCACUCUCAUUACCUUUACUCCAUUUUUCUUCAAUUCUCUGAGGAAAAAAAUUCUAUUUUUCUACCAUAAUCUGUAAAUGACUUGGAAGGUGUUACAUCAAGUAUUUACCUUUUUGUUAUUACACUAAUCACUUAUCUUUUGCA